Episyrphus balteatus (marmalade hoverfly) is the source of this 2740-nucleotide messenger RNA. It is a transcript of the gene Pdfr, whose product is annotated as PDF receptor. Gene Ontology annotation, biological process: adenylate cyclase-modulating G protein-coupled receptor signaling pathway; cell surface receptor signaling pathway. The transcript is spliced from 9 exons. Gene Ontology annotation, cellular component: plasma membrane. The record is from RefSeq and is a predicted model, not a curated record. Lineage: Eukaryota; Metazoa; Arthropoda; Insecta; Diptera; Syrphidae. Gene Ontology annotation, molecular function: G protein-coupled peptide receptor activity. The coding region runs from base 737 to 2515 and encodes 592 amino acids.
AUAUUAGUUUAGAUUCGACAAGCAUCUUAUAAGCAUCGUUCUAUCACGGUAAUGGGUCCGGGUCAAUUUCAUUGAACUGUGUUAUUGUUUUAUUUUUUUGUAUUUUGAAUAUUUUCCACGAUUAUUUAAAAUAAGUUUAAAAGCGAUGCAAACUGACUUAUUUAAUAGAUUUGAUUCGGGUGAACUUUUAAAUAUAAAAAAUAAAUAAAAAGCAAUUGCAUGGUUUGCAUAAAGUCGAAAAAUCCUUUAUUGGAUGAUAUGAAUCUGUAAAUGUGUUGGACAGUGCAUUGUUUACAUAAAUAACUAGUGUGUCCUUGCCAGCGUUGCCGUUUCGUUAUAUUUCGUUUAUGUUGCACAUUUCAAUCAUUGAAAGGUGCUUACUUAAAUGAACAAAAUUAUUUAAUAAUUUUUUUUUUUCAAUUCUCAAGACGAAAUACAGUUAGCUAAUUUCAUCUGUUUAUUGAAAAUGAUAUUAAUUUAAAAAUACAAUUAUUAAAUUUGUAGUUAAAAGCUCUACUCCUAUAUCUACAGGUGAGAAAUAAAAAACGUUUCGUCCCGUUUCUGCUUGAUCCCCAUUAUCUAACCAACGAAGUUCAUUUAAAACCAUUAAAAUACAAAAUUACUAAAUAAAAAUGUAUGGAUUCCGGAUAUCAACUCUAAUAGUAGCAUUAGAGAUGUAGUUUAUUGGAAUUAACAAUAUCAAUUAGUAUUCCUAUUUUAUCAAUUUCAAUGCGAAAUGGAUGCGAACACAACAAAAUCCGGAGUUUCAGAGGUGGAAACUUCACAACCUUUAUCGGCAGUUAUAAAAUCAAUUCGUUCGGUUAUUGAACAGGAAUUGAUGGCUUUUAAGGAAACAAAACCUCCACACAAUAUUUCACAUCAUGAAGUAGGUUGGACGUUGAGUGUGAACGCGUCCAACUGCUCAAGUAUUACAUAUUCUAGUACAUCACCAGCCAUAUCAAAUGAGAGCAGCUGUUUAGUAACCUUUGGUGAAUGGGAAUUUAGUCAGCAGCUGUGGAAAAAUGGAAAUUAUUGCAAAUGGACAUGGGAUCAAUUUUUAUGCUGGCCACCAACUCCUACCGGUGUGUUAGCACGAAUGCGAUGCCCUGCUGUUGGGCACGGAAUCGAUGUUUCAAAAUUCGCAGAGCGGUUAUGCCUUAAUAAUGGAUUAUGGGGCAAUAAGCCUCAAGAUACCACUUUCAAUCCCCAUGGUUGGACAAACUAUACGCCUUGUUUUAAACCUGAUAUCAUAGAUUUGAUGCAACAGCUUUAUUCUGGAGGGAAUUCCGAAGUCAUUCAGAAUAAGUUUGUUGUAGCGGAAAGAACACGAACAUUGGAGAUAAUUGGCCUUAUGUUGUCGCUUUGUGCGCUUCUUUUGUCAUUAUUAAUAUUUUGCAAUUUUCGUAGUUUACGAAAUAAUCGAACAAAAAUCCACAAGAAUUUGUUUGUGGCAAUGGUUAUACAAGUGAUAAUAAGACUGACGUUAUAUUUGGAUCAAGCCAUUAUAAGAGGCGGUCGAACUUUAAAGGGAAAUUCUAGUCUGAAUGGAAUUGAAAAUACGCCAUACAUCUGCGAGGCAUCUUACGUUUUGCUUGAAUAUGCACGCACUGCAAUGUUUAUGUGGAUGUUCAUUGAAGGAUUAUACUUGCAUAACGUGGUAACUGCAACUGUGUUGCAAGGACGCUUUCCACAGACCAUUUAUGCCAUUAUUGGUUGGGGUACCGCAGUCGUUAUGACUGCUCUUUGGGCGGUUGUCACGGCCCAUUACAAAUCCAAUGAGCCAUGUUGGUGGAAUUACAAUCUAACACCCUAUUAUUGGAUUUUGGAAGGACCAAGACUUACAGUUAUAAUGUUUAAUUUUUUCUUUUUGCUAAACAUAAUUCGUGUGCUUGUGGUAAAGCUGCGUGAGAGUCAUACAAGUGACCUUGAGCAGGUACGAAAAGCGGUACGAGCGGCAGCCGUUUUACUGCCAUUAUUGGGGAUAACUAAUGUCUUGCACAUCAUUCAAGCACCAAUUAACAGAAGUGCGUGGGAAUUUGCACUAUGGUCGUAUGUUACACACUUUUUGACGUCAUUUCAAGGAUUUUUUAUUGCUACAAUUUACUGCUUUCUGAAUGGAGAGGUUCGAACAGCUUUAUUCAAAAGCAUAACAGUUUAUAUGUCGUCUCGUGGCCAUCCUGAUUGGGCACCACGACGUGGAUCAAUGUUUUCAGCAGGAUACAAUACUGCUCCCGCUUCCGAGGGACAUAUUCACACAUCAUCAAGAUAUAACUUUUUACACCAACACAGCACUGAUAAUAAGAACACCGGAGAACAAAGCAGAAACCAUCAUAUCAAUUCAUCACCACAUAGUUCACCCAUCAUAAUACAACAAGCCCAAAUUCGUAAUCGAAACCACCGCCAUCAAAAAAACAAUUGGAUAUUAUCGUGGUGCUGUCGAAAGAAGAAAAUUAUUGCACCACAAGAAACGGCAGUUAUACCCGAAUCAGCGAUAUUUGAACUGUCAGAGCAAUAAAGAUAACUCUAAUAUCCUUUUUUUUCUAUUUUAUAGCAAAACUUGUAAAAAAAUCUAUAAUAGUCGUUUUCCUUUUGGAUCCAACAAAUACUUACAUAUAUGUUUUUUAGAUUUUUUAUAAAUUGAAUGUACCUAGAAAGAGCAAAUAAACAAGAUAUGUAUUAUUAUGUUAUUAAUUUGAAAUAAAUUUACAAACGUUAACAUUAAGCAACAAUAUAUUUUUAU